GGUAGGCUGUAUGCGCCGCAGAUCAUGGUCACGAAAGCGACCGGCAGCGUCUCGCCGCUUCUGCGCCAUGACAGCGAGGGGCGAGGGCCGCUGCCAGCGCCGGGCACAGGCAAGCUGCGGCCCUUCUUGGCAAGGCUUCCGACAGAAACCAUUGGGUCUUCAUCAACAGUCGGAGGGAAUGAGGGCGUCGUGAUGAUGAGUCCCGGGUCUGUUGGGAUCAGCGACGAGGAGGAGGCGUGGAGCGCGGUAUCGCGGACCAUCAAGCCAGUCGCAGAUACGCUGCGGUCAGAUUACGAGCUGCGCUAGGAGCAACUGACUUAGAUGCAAACUGCGUCGCCAUGCUGCGCAUCUUGCUGACGCAUCGAAGCAGCAAGUACACCCGACCGCUCCAAGAAGCACAGAUCGAAAUCAUGCGUGUGCUGGCGAAUCUAUGCAUAGAAUGUGAUACCAAUCGAGACAAGCUCUUGCACCUCCAAGCGGCCUCCGCUAUCCUUGCUCUUGUCGACUCGCUGCUCAACGACCCGAUUCCCGACAUGAAAGCCAUGGUUCAUUUUGACACACAGACUUUGGCCUUGUUGCGCGCUGCGACCGGCGCAAUAUUGAACCUGCAACUCGAUCAUCCAGCAACCAAACGUGCGCUAGGCGCCAGUGCCACUUCGCUGCGCACGAUCUACAGAUUAGCGUCAACACCAAGGAUCUACGUGCCGAAUUCAUGGGCAGAUGGGAACCAUGGCUUUGCACGAGCAGCGCAUGGGAGUCCCAAGCAGGCGGAGAACAUGAAUCUCAUCAGGACGGGCGCGACUGUGUCGACAUGGGCCUGGCGGAUCGUGCAGGAUGUCGUGAGCUGUGGCGCGACAGGCGUAAGCGAUGGCGGAGCGCUCAGUCCGAGCAGCGGGACCGAGUUAAGCGGCCGCAGUCGGUCCGAUACCCUGCUAACAGAUGCCGCUAUUAAUGCAACUGCAGUUUCGCUGAGGGCUUUCCUCGCAGCGAGUAGCCACCAUAAGCAAGGCGAUGAUAUCCUGCCUUGGGACGCCGAGGAUGUUUCGACCUUGAUCGAAUCAGACAUGGAAGUCCUCUCGGCAGCUGCAGAGCUCAUCGAGUCCACCUCACUGGACUCGCCCGCCUUCCGUCUCCUGUCCGUCUCACCGGAGCACUGGCCAAACCCAGCCUCGCAGCCGGCGGGUCUACGACAUCGAAAUCCAUUAGAGCUCUACACGGCCUUUUUUGAGCGGGCCGCUCCGCCGCCAGCCUGGCAGGGGACCUCCCGGACGCCGGUGCCAGCGGAUACACAGUCGCUGCAAGAAGCAGAAAAACAGUAUGCGCAAUGCAAGGCAGCAGUCGCGCGGAGCAUCGUUGCCAUCGCCGGAGAAGAUCGUUGCAUGGACGUGCUCUUUGGAUCGGAGGCCUCGGGCUUGUCCGGCGCGUCGUGGUUUAUCGACACGCUCAAGUCGUGGGCUUCGAUGCGCCGCGGCACGAAUCGCGACGAUCUGGUCAGCAUCGCAUUGCUCACGCUCGGGAACUUGGCGCGGAAAGACUCGCACUGCGUUGCAAUGAUCGAGCAGCACGAUGUUGGCACGCUGCUCGCACCUGUGCUCGCAGAUGAGCAGGUGGACGUCAAGGUCGCGCAUGGCCUGGUAGGCUUGCUCAAGAAUCUCGCCAUUCCGGCGCAGAACAAGGAACGGAUAGGCUCGCUGGGCGUCAUCGAGGCUGUCGGUCGCUUCUUGGAGCCAUCCAAGGACAUGGUGCAGCCGCUGCAAUUCGGCACAGUUGGCCUGCUGAAGCACCUGUGCACAGGAUCAAUCGCCAACGCCGUUCGACUGGCUAACGGCCCUGUGCUCCACGCGUUGCUAGCUGUAAACAGGCGCACAGACGACGUGCCCACGCGUAUGGAGAGCACGCGCGUGCUGUUCAACAUCGUUAAGACCCUUUGGUCUGUCCGCGAUGCAGACUCCGGCUCAACAACGACUGUUGCUGCCGCCGUCGCUGCUGCCAAGGCGGCCAUCAUGCGGUUCGAGACAGCAGAAGCGCUAUGCGAGAUGGUGCGAAACGGCGUCAAGUAUCCCAUCCUGGUCAAUGAGGGUGUCAUCGCACUGACGCUGCUUGCAACCGAUGCGCGCGGGUCGCUCCUCGUCACGCAGGCGCUGGUGCAGCAGAAGCCUGCACAGGACGAAGACAACGACACGGCCAACAACAGUAGCAGCAACGGCAACGUCAAGGGCAGCAGCAGCAGCGCCACUAACCCGCAUGACAACGACAAGGAGCGCCGGCUUCCCCAGCGCGAAGGCACAGCGGACAACACGGCGUCGCUGCCGCCUGCGUCGGCGUCGGACGCGCUGGGCAUGCUCGAGAAUGUACUCACGCGCCGUGAUGCGCGCAUGCCGCCGCAGUACGCGGCCAACGCGUGCUCGCUGCUCAUUGCUAUCUUCGAAGCGUCCAAAGGCGCGGGCACGGGUGCGGGCGCGAUUGGAAGCAGAGGCGGAGCUACUGCUGCAGCACUAGCAGCAGGUGGCGGCGCAAGAGCAAAAGGGAUCGUUGCUGGGGAGGAGAUGGAUAUCAGCGUAGACUUGGCCGCCGCCGCAGAUGCGCAUCCGAUCACCGCGAUCGCUCGACGCAUGAGCGAUACCCUGCGUGGGCUGCAGGAACGCGGGCCUGCGGAGAUGGUCGCUAUGGCGGAGCGUGCGCUGCAGCUUUCUUCCCAGUGUUCGUCAUGAGGGCGGUGCGGGCGUGCAUGAGCAGCCAGCUUUUCGUCGUCGUGCGUAUGCCUCCUCCAGCACAUGCGCAGCCGGUGCGGUACGGCGCGGCUCCUUCGUAUCU
Molecule: messenger RNA, 2814 nt
Organism: Tilletiaria anomala UBC 951
Lineage: Eukaryota; Fungi; Basidiomycota; Exobasidiomycetes; Georgefischeriales; Tilletiariaceae
Exons: 3
Coding region: 339-2711 (790 amino acids)
Biological process (GO): positive regulation of GTPase activity
Cellular component (GO): cytosol
Molecular function (GO): guanyl-nucleotide exchange factor activity
Source: RefSeq, a predicted model, not a curated record